This is a messenger RNA of Aspergillus tanneri, 465 nucleotides long. RefSeq lists its product as uncharacterized. Lineage: Eukaryota; Fungi; Ascomycota; Eurotiomycetes; Eurotiales; Aspergillaceae. The coding region runs from base 1 to 465 and encodes 154 amino acids. The transcript is spliced from 2 exons. The record is from RefSeq and is a predicted model, not a curated record.
AUGUUGGAGACGCUCGAUUGGUAUUGGACUCCAACCAUUCCCCUCCGGCCUCGAAAGCGGCGGGAAGCUCUCCCAAACGCCUACAUAUCGCCGGAAACCAUCGAUCGUCUCCUGACCGCCUGUUCCGCCCGCAACAUCACGAAUGACCCCGCCGCGGCCGUCUCCAUCUACCAUACCGGUCUUCCCUUCAGCAUUCCUGUUCCCUCGUCCGAUGCAGAUGAUGCAGAGCGCAAGGCGGCAUUUUGCCGCCUCUCUCAGACCUUCACCACCCUCUACGGCCGGGAUCUCACCCAGGAGUCUCCGCAGAACGUCAUUAGCUUUCUGCCGAAGUAUGUAAAUCAGGCCAUGCGGUUACUGAAUGCGUCACAGCCGGAUCCGUUACGGGGUCCGGCGCCUCCGGAGGUGAGUUCGAUGGGCCAUGUAAAUGGCCUUCUAGAGUCCGUGGUGGUGGGGAAGGAGCGGUAG